Molecule: messenger RNA, 2718 nt
Organism: Galdieria sulphuraria
Lineage: Eukaryota; Rhodophyta; Bangiophyceae; Galdieriales; Galdieriaceae
Product: nucleoporin interacting component family protein
Exons: 4
Coding region: 16-2688 (890 amino acids)
Biological process (GO): poly(A)+ mRNA export from nucleus; protein import into nucleus
Cellular component (GO): nuclear pore
Molecular function (GO): structural constituent of nuclear pore
Source: RefSeq, a predicted model, not a curated record
UACGCAUUGUUUGAUAUGACAGAAACAAACUUUGCAGAACUCCUACAAAAGUCACUUUUCCUAGCAUCUCGAGCAGAAGGAACGCAGAGAAAACAAGCUCUAGACAACACACCUUUGUUACCGAGAGGUAUCUCUCAAGUGGAUAAGGAAGCAAAGGAAAUGUUGGCAAGAGCCAGCCGCACCGGAGGAACACCAGAAAUAGACCCAAGUUCUAUACGAUUGUUUUCUGAGCUCAAUUUUGACGCAGAGUCACUCGGGAAAGAAGUCCGAACGUUCAACGCUGUAGAAAACCUUUUGCCGCCACCCGAAACAAGUUUGAGCAGUGACUUGGAUUCAUAUAUUCUUGAACAACAUGAAGACGCCAUUUUCUCAACGUUGGAGGAUUCUCAGGCAGUUGUCAGCGAAGAACUUCGAAGGAAGCUUGAUUCAGCAAUUGAAACAAUGUGGGAAAAGGAGAAAGACAAGUUCUUAAAACAGCUUUCGAGGCACGUCUCAGCCUCGUUCAGUGAGUCGAAGGACUCGACUUCAAACGCCACAAGUGCCUCUCUAUGGAGCACUCCACUAGAUCAAACGCGAACCACGCCUAGUAGUCAUUCUAGUACAAUAUUAGGAGAACAUAAAGAGUAUACUGAGGGAGUCGAUCUGAGUGCUGAAUUUACGAAUAUUGUGAGGAAUAUUUUAGAAAGACGAGUGUUAGAUCCCGUGGCGCAGAAAUUGGGUUUUUCUUCUUUGUCAAAUAACUUGGAAGAUUCAAAAGUCUCAAGUUCAUCUUCAUUGCCUAUUGCACAACAAUUCGCGAAGGCGAUUUCCAGUCAUCAACAUGCUUUGAAAUAUUUUGCUUUCAUUUUCGAGGCAAUAUCUUGGAUUUGUGGUGAACGUCAUGUAGAUUUUGACGGUUCUUAUAUUCGCGAUUCUCAUUUAAAAGAAGGAUGUGUAGAUUUGCUGGAUUCAACUCAGCUGAAACGGUCAUUACAAGGUUCACUUCGUGCUAUGGAAGAGAAAUUUAAGGAAGGUAGACUAGUAGCAACUAUUCGUUCGCACCCUGAACAGGCACUACGUGGAGGUAAACCUGGUCUUGUGGAGGACAUUCGAGCUUAUUUAAGAGUCGUCUUUCAUAAUGACUUUCAUUCACUUGCCGAAGAUACUCAAUUUCUUCAUCGCCUUCCACUUUGGCCACAAAUAUUCUUGGCGUUACGUUGUGGAGAUGUUCAUUCUGCAGUAAAGAUUGCGGAAGAGGCAAAUGCACAACUGACUGCAAAUGGGCUUCAUUUUUAUGAGUUUAUACAAGAGUUUUUUUCCAAUCCUGAUCGUUGUCUUUCUGAAGACUCGUUGGUUCAACUUUCUCAAGAAUAUUCUCUAGUUGCUCGUAGAAGUAGCGAUGCGUUUUUGAGGGUUUGUUAUAUUUUGAUUGCUCGUUGCAAUCCCAAUAUUGAUGAAAAGUGGAAACUUCAAGAAAGCGACUAUUCGAUUGUUUUGAGUUCGAUUGAAGACUAUCUCUGGUUCCACCUUUCACUUGUACGACUGGAUGAGAAGCAGAUGCCUUUAUCCCUUCAAGCUUAUCGUCUGCAGCUUAUAGACGUUCAACAAGAAAUACAAGAAUUUGGUGCUUCGUAUUUUGAUCCAAAAGGGGAACGACCAUUAUUUUAUACAAUGAUAUUGACGCUUUCCUUGCAGUUUGCAAAGGCUGUCGAUUACCUUGUCAAGUGUGAUGGCUUUCUAUUCUAUGGUUUGCAUAUUGGAUUGAUCUUGUAUUAUUAUGGCAUUUUACACAACGAGAAGGAAUGGAAAAGCAUUAUCGGAAACCACCCCAAUCUUUCUAAUCAGUAUAGAAAGCAAAUACAAGUUCUACUGGAACCUUACGAUUUUGAUAGAUGUUUGUGGUCCUAUGUUCAAAGUAUUGCCAAGUCUCGUCCGUUGGAUGCUGCCUGUUAUCUUUAUAUUUUAAGGGAUACAUCUAGCAGAAUGUACUAUUUGAAAGAGCUUAUUUUACAGAGUGGAGAAUACGAAUCCUUGUUGGGUUUUAUCGGGCCUGAUGGUGCUCGAAGACGUGGUUUUAUUGACCAACUAGAACGCUGUUUGCCUGAAGAGGACCGUAAUGUUCAAGUAUCUUUAGUACUGGCGACAGAUUCUGCUAUUGAGGCCGCAGAAAGGGGUGACAUUCAGGCAGCUGUUCGUCUAUAUGAUAUUGCGGAAGAGUAUGAUAGACUCGUAGCCAUUUUGGCGAAAACAUUGAGUGCAGAACUCAUUCAUUCCCGUUCUUCUCUUCGUUCAUGGUUAGUGGAAGAAUCUAGACGAUAUUUAAAACUACUUUCGGAGAAGUUCAUAUCAGAAACCAAUACUUCAAAGUGGAUAUCUACAUUGAAAUUGUUGUUGUCACUCGUAGAGUUUAUAGAUCUUGUACAACAACAAAAGUACGAAGAAGCAUGGACUUGUAUUUGUAAUUUGAACAUUUUGCCCACGAAUGAACGAGACGUAGUUGCCAAGAGUAGCCAGUGGCAGUCUGUUUCGGACGAAUCGGAUCAACUAGUCGCGGAAAAACUUUCGCAAGUCAUUGUUCGAGCCAUGGACUGUUUGGUUGCUCUUUAUCAAAGGACCAAAGAGUCUCAGCGACAUUCAGAACGCUCUCAAUUGUCACCCUCCACUCUUUCAUCUCACAAGUUGAAAGAGAAUACAGAGUCCAGAUAUUAGUGCAAAGUUGAUGCAGGCAAGUUUAGCGUU